GAGGAAAAGUGAGAGAGAGAGACUUUGUUUGGGACUUUCCUCUCUUGCUAGCUACAGCCUUCUUGACUGCCACUGGGAAACCAAGAUAGAGCAAGGCUUUGUUUUCCAGUCGGCAAAGGAUUAUUCUUGGGGCAACUCUCUAGCACCACACAAGAUUUGUUUUUCAUGGAAAGCAGCCUUUCUUUUGUCGUGGGAAUUGUGCUUUUGUGCUGCAAACCUGCAAUUUCAGAAAAUGGUUUUGGAAGUGGACAUACCUGUUAAAAAAAGCAGUGCAGUGGUGCAGUGUGUAACAGUCCCUGAAGAGCUGGCACCAGGAAAAACAAAGGUGGAACUUGUAAAAGGAUAGUUAUCCAGUGUUUGAGACAAUCUACAGUGACUUUGCUAAGUGGUCACAUGCUGCCUUUGGUUAGUAGCUGACUGGAAGCAGCCAGGGAGUGGCAGGUUGACCACACACUGACAGAGUGCUUACAGACUGUUGACUAAAUUUCUUUGUGCUGGAGCAUAGACACCUAGCAACCUGCCUAGUGUUACAUUUAGUUUGUCUGAUGGAUGCCUUUUUUGCAUGCUGUUCCAGUGACUGAGGGAGGAGUUUAAAAUGUAAUAUUUUGUAGUUUUUUGGAUUCAAUGGACACAGGCGUAGGCAGCCUGGUAUCCUCCUGUUAUCCCAUCCCAUGGUGGGCUGUUAAGCCUUUCCACUUGCCAUUGUCUGGACACAGCCCUCAUUCUUUCAUUACAACUUUGCCUGGACCCUCAUGAGCAUGAGCAUGAGCUUAUGCUCCCUAAAUGGGGAACCAUGAGGAUAAAAUGUGAGCCUCUGUUUUGUCAUGUGUUUUGGGUAGUAUCAGCAGUGUGUGGUUUCCAUGGAAAACCCCAGAGAAGUAUGGAGUUGAGAGGCUGCAUGAAAGCUCUACCCCUAUGUCUAUGGUCCAAGUGAAAUCGAAGCCAGCUUGCGUAGCGCUGCAGGCUCCGCCCUGGAACUCCGUUUUCAGACUCUUCUCAUGUGUAGCCAUAAGGAAUGUGCACAAGACGAAAGAGGUCCCCACAUUUCAACAAAAGACAACAGCCUUAUUUGGAAAUCUUAUGGACGAAGAAAUGAGUCGCCAGACUGCCACCGCGCUGCCCACAGGAACCUCCAAGUGUCCCCCCUCCCAGCGCGUGCCCACCCUCACAGGCACCACCGCCUCCAACAGUGAUCUGGCCAGCCUGUUCGAGUGCCCUGUCUGCUUCGACUAUGUCCUACCCCCCAUCCUGCAGUGUCAGUCCGGACACCUGGUAUGUUCCAACUGCCGGCCGAAGCUCACCUGCUGCCCCACCUGCCGAGGCCCCCUGGGCUCCAUCAGGAACCUGGCCAUGGAGAAGGUGGCUAAUUCUGUCCUCUUCCCCUGCAAGUACGCCUCAUCGGGCUGUGAAGUCACCUUGCCUCACACCGACAAGACAGAGCACGAAGAGCUGUGCGAAUUCCGGCCGUACUCCUGCCCCUGCCCCGGCGCCUCCUGCAAAUGGCAGGGCUCCCUGGACGCUGUGAUGCCUCACCUGAUGCACCAGCACAAGUCCAUCACCACGCUGCAGGGGGAGGACAUCGUGUUUCUGGCGACGGACAUCAACCUGCCAGGCGCGGUGGAUUGGGUAAUGAUGCAGUCCUGCUUCGGCUUCCACUUCAUGCUGGUGCUGGAGAAGCAGGAGAAGUAUGAUGGCCACCAGCAGUUCUUUGCCAUCGUGCAGCUCAUCGGGACUCGCAAGCAGGCUGAGAACUUCGCCUACCGGCUGGAGCUCAAUGGGCACCGGCGCCGCCUGACCUGGGAGGCCACGCCGCGAUCCAUCCACGAGGGCAUCGCCACGGCAAUCAUGAACAGUGACUGCCUGGUGUUCGACACGUCCAUCGCACAGCUGUUCGCCGAGAACGGCAACCUGGGCAUCAACGUUACCAUCUCUAUGUGCUAAGAACUUUCAAGAGAAGAGGGUCAAUUGAGUCUGAUUGUCGGGGGCAUUUUACAGGGGGUCAAAUCAGUUGUGACCUCACAGCACCCCCUCCCCCCACCCCCCACUCCCCCCGCCUCACCCCCUGAGACGUGGAACUGGACUGUCUGAUUGGGCAGCUGUGGAGGCCCAGGGGGUGGGAUGGAUGGAUGGAUGAGUGAAGGAAUGAAUAAACACAAGGACAUAACUCUGUAGUGAGGCUCUAGACUUCUACACACACCCACACAUAAACACACAUAUGUGAGACGUGUGCACGCACAUGCAGUCUCACACUCUCUGGUCAUAAACACAAACUGAAAAGCUGUUCGCUCAGCAGUUCGUCAAACUCGUCUCUUCAAGUGAUUUCCCACCGCUCUUAUUUUAGUGUUUCUCUUUUUUCUCUUCCCCUCAAGCAUCCUCAGACAUUUCAAACACUACGGCUCUCGGACCCUCGCUCCGAGGUGCUGGAGGCUGGUCACCACUGAGCAGCUCUGUGCCCCAACAGAGGCUCGAGUUAUAUUUCAACAUGGACUCCUGGUCAGUGCUGGGUAGCUAGCCAGCUAUCUAGCCUCCACCUCGCGUUCCCUGCUGUUUGUAGUCCUCCUCAGUACCCGUCAGACCUCCUGGAUGGAACGAUAGCGGCACGUGUAGGGCUGCAAAUGUGGAGAUUUGGGUAUAUAUCUUCACAUGUGACUGGCGUGGCUAUCGACGGCUGGGACUGGAACCGUCACCCCUACACAUGGACAGCUGUAGCACCCAUAACCAUAGACACCCAGUUAUGUCCAGGACUGCAGUAAAGGAACUCAGGCGCACCUGGUUUCCUUCUGGUCCACAGCGGUCCACUCAAGGCUAAAGGUUCUUUAAAUAGUUGACUGUCGUUGUUGAUAGUUAUUAGAACAGACUCUGCUCUCAUACUGUAUGGAUUGAAGAAGGCCCUUAGCUACAUCAGUCCUGGAGGUCUUUAUUUGUAUUUUCAUGGAGAGGACUCAUCAGUUCAGUUCUUACACACACAAAACCUACGCCUGUUCUUUGCAUUACUGGCUGUGUGUGCAGGUGUAGUAGUCGAUGAAUUGAGUGUGUAUCAGAGAAUUAUUGACCGAGGAUUAGAGGGGCCUUUUUUGUUUUUCAGAAUGAAAACACUGAAAAAAACACUGCAUUUCAGUUGACACGGUUUUCUUUUGGGGUUCAUUUCUCAAGUCUUUUGUUUCUUUUUGAUUGUUAUAGGUGUUU
Chelmon rostratus (copperband butterflyfish) is the source of this 3186-nucleotide messenger RNA. It is a transcript of the gene siah1, whose product is annotated as siah E3 ubiquitin protein ligase 1. The record is from RefSeq and is a predicted model, not a curated record. Bases 916 to 1941 code for a protein of 341 amino acids. Gene Ontology annotation, cellular component: cytoplasm. Lineage: Eukaryota; Metazoa; Chordata; Actinopteri; Chaetodontiformes; Chaetodontidae. The transcript is spliced from 5 exons. Gene Ontology annotation, molecular function: ubiquitin conjugating enzyme binding; zinc ion binding; ubiquitin protein ligase activity. Gene Ontology annotation, biological process: proteasome-mediated ubiquitin-dependent protein catabolic process; multicellular organism development.